Rhipicephalus microplus (southern cattle tick) is the source of this 711-nucleotide messenger RNA. RefSeq lists its product as uncharacterized. NCBI's taxonomy places the organism in Eukaryota, Metazoa, Arthropoda, Arachnida, Ixodida, Ixodidae. The record is from RefSeq and is a predicted model, not a curated record.
AUGAACCCGAUAAACCUGUCUCAUCUUGGAAAGUUCGUCGGGUCUGCGAUAGACAUCGGAUGCUUUCGCCAGAACAGCCAACUAGGGAGAAAAGAAAGCAAAAUCUUGAUUUUUAUUUCUCCAAAACGUUCCGCCAGGGCCUCUGGAUGCUUGGACGGUCGACGCUCGCGAGAUAACCUUCAAAUCGCACCAGACUGUACUGUACCAUUGCCGCACUGUCUGGUCGACAGCGUUCGUACGCUCAAGUCGAGAUUCGACGCCAUUUUGGCCAGCGGGUGUCUUACGCCGUGGUUGACAUGGAAAGGCACAUUUCGGCUGACGCUGGUUUCUCAACUGUACUCGGUGCUCGGCAUGAAUGACUGGGCACAAGCUAUCGAUUAUGUCAACUACAACGCUCCCAUGAACGGCAUAAUAGGGCUGACGCUGGCUCCUCCACUGUACUCGGUGUUCGCCAUGGAUGUCUGGGCACAAGCUAUCCAUGGUGCCAACUACAACGCUCUUGUGAAUAGUCAGUGCUGCAGAAGCAUUUCAACUUUUUUUAAGUCACUCUCCUGUCCUUUUAAAAUUCUAAGCAAAUGGUCUUAGGAGUGACUCCGUUUGUCUUUCACACUUUCUACAGCGUCAUAGAAGUGCUCCGAACUUCUUCCAAUGACUAUCCUGUCAUUUUACAAUUGAGAGCGAAUGGUCUUGAAUAAAGUGUGUAUCGUAGUA